Molecule: messenger RNA, 999 nt
Organism: Aspergillus fischeri NRRL 181
Lineage: Eukaryota; Fungi; Ascomycota; Eurotiomycetes; Eurotiales; Aspergillaceae
Product: MCP1 family protein
Exons: 2
Coding region: 1-999 (332 amino acids)
Biological process (GO): lipid homeostasis; mitochondrion organization
Cellular component (GO): mitochondrial outer membrane
Source: RefSeq, a predicted model, not a curated record
AUGCCGCCUCAAGAUCUGUCGUUGCCCAAAGUCGACGAUGUCGACACACGAUCCUUGGUUUCCAUGCAGGAAUUGGAUCCCUCUCCAGUCUCUGAAGAGUUUGGUGAUAUUGAAAAUGGCGACUUCUUCCAUAAGGCCCAAGACGCUCCACCACAUGGUGGAUUGUAUCUUCCCAAACUGGGCCUCCGCGGGCAUAACUGGGAUUCUUGGUUGUCCGCCAUUCAGAGAUAUUCCACAUACCCGCCGACUUUAUUCCUCACGUUACACUUUGCCAAUACCUCGCUCAUUCCUCUAAUGACCCGCUCCGUGCCUGCCGCCGAAAACUAUCUCCUCCUCACAAGGCCUUUGUACCAGUCGCCAUCUCUUGAGCACGCCAUUCUUACCGUUCCCAUCCUGGCCCAUGUUGCUUCCGGAAUCGUCCUACGGAACAUCCGUUCUUCCCGUAGGGCACGACUUUACGGCGCCGAGACAAGGUCUCAACGUUACUCACUCACUUUUUGGCCCCGUAUGACCCUGCAAGCGCGCUUGGGCUAUAUGCUUGUCCCCUUGGUCGGUGCCCAUGUUCUUGUCAACCGCGUCGUGCCGCUGAUGGUCGACGGUGGGAGCUCGGGAGUCGGCCUUGGCUACGUUGCGCAUGGGUUUGUGCGAAGCCCGGUUUUCUGGAACGUUUACUAUUUGAUAUUUGUCGCCGUUGGAGUAUGGCAUAUCGUUGGGGGGUGGGCAAAUUGGAUGGGGUGGAGAGUCACCACCGCCCGAAAGGAACGACUACACAAAAAGGGCUCACUCGAAGGGUACCUCGGCCACGCAGACAGCGAGCAACGAAUGAGGAAGCAGAGAAAGAUCUGGUGGAUUGUCAAUGGCAUUGCAGUGGUAGGAGCAUCUGUUUGGCUUGCAGGCGCGCUUGGAAUCAUCGGACUUGGAGGACGAGGAUCCGGUUGGGAAGCGAGCAGUUGGGAUGGUAUGUAUGACCGAGUGCCCAUCAUUGGGGCCUGGUUAUGA